Messenger RNA from Benincasa hispida (wax gourd), 1263 nucleotides. The record is from RefSeq and is a predicted model, not a curated record. Lineage: Eukaryota; Viridiplantae; Streptophyta; Magnoliopsida; Cucurbitales; Cucurbitaceae.
UCACGCUUUAUUCCAAGCAUCCAAGCGCCUUCAUUACAGUUCAGCUUAUGGCGGACGAUUCCCCCAAGAAGAACAUCCUCCAGCACCGCUUUCUCCAGGUUCUCUCCUAUUCCAAUCUCAACUUUGUUCUUGUUUUCACUCCGAUUCCUGAACUAAUUCAUUUAUCCCUGCGCUGAACCCUGAUGAUUGCGUUAAUUACUACCGACGCUACAGAGUAACUAACAUAAUCCUUCAAUUCUGAUUACGUUGAUUACUCGCGAUUACGCCACAGAUUAAUUAAACUCAACCAUCCUUGAAAUUCAAUCAAGAGCUAUUUAAUUUGAAAAGAAAAAUGACUGACGUUAAUUUCGAAGUUGAAACACAUGAAUUUGAUUGCAGUAUAUACUCGAAGGCAACGCCUAUCCUAGAGAGCACGAACAGUUGAAGAAACUCAGGGAAUCCACCUUCGAGAAGUUUGACAAGCGCAGGAGUUUGAUGAUUGUACCAGCAGAUGAAGGAUUGUUUCUAUCAAUGCUUUUGAAAUUGAUGAACGCAAAGAAAACUAUAGAGAUCGGUGUAUUCACUGGCUAUUCGCUCCUCACCACGGCACUUGCACUGCCCGCCGAUGGCCAGAUAACAGCAAUUGAUGUGAAUAGACAAUCAUUCGAAUUUGGUUUGCCAUUUAUGAAAAAGGCAGGAGUUGAUCAUAAGAUCAAUUUUGUGGAAUCUGAAGCAUUGGUUGCCCUAAAUGACCUCCUCAAUGAUGGCAAAGAAGAAGAGUUUGAUUUUGCAUUUGUUGAUGCCAAAAAAUCAGAAUACAUUAAAUAUCACGAGUUGCUUCUAAAACUAGUGAAGGUAGGUGGAGUAAUUGCCUAUGAUAACACUUUGUGGUUUGGAUCAGUGGCACUAAGCGAUGAUGACGUUCAUGAAGAUUUGAAGGAGAACAAAACUCAUCUGCAACAACUCAAUGCUUUUCUAGUAAAUGACAUGCGGGUGGAGAUAGCUAUCAUCUCCAUUGGAGAUGGUGUCACUCUUUGCCGACGUAUCAAAUAAUUUAAGCUUUGAAUGUUUCAACGCUAUGGUGUCACUCUUUGCCAACGAAUAUUGCUCCUUGGUUCUUAUUUUAUUACAUUGUCAUUGUCAACGAGAAAUAAUUAAUACUUCACAAUUAUUAUACUUCAUUAGUAGUUAAAAGUCUUUUCAUUGUACCUCGAAAAAAUUUAAUUAUAUUUAUGGACAAUUAUUAUACUUUCAUUAGUAGUUAAAAGUCUUUCCCUCAAUUUC